CAAAAUCCUAGUCACUCUCCUCUCCUUCCUUUGCUCAACACACAAAACAAACAAAAACGCUCAUUUUCUUUUUUCUCAGACACUAAAACGGCAACAGCGCAUCAACAGCGACGACACACAAAGUGUCUACUACUUCCCUUGAAUCGGAGCAGUAGCUGCAGCGAGCAAUUAGGGUUUAAACUACAGUAGAAACAGUUGAAACAAAAAAAUGCAUUCGUUUGGUUACAGAGCAAAUGCUUUGCUAACGUUCGCCGUCACCAUCCUGGCGCUAAUGUGCGCCAUGGCUUCUCUCUCUGAUAACCUAAAUUCGCCGGCUCCUUCUGCCCAAAUCCAGAUAUUGAAUAUCAAUUGGUUUCAGAAGCAGCCGCAUGGAAAUGAUGAGGUCAGCCUCACUAUGAAUAUAACAGCUGAUUUACAGUCAUUAUUUACAUGGAACACAAAGCAGGUUUUUGUGUUUGUAGCUGCAGAGUAUGCAACCCCAAAGAAUGCCUUGAAUCAGGUUUCACUUUGGGAUGCUAUUAUACCUGCCAAAGAGCAUGCAAAAUUUUGGGUUCAGACUGCAAACAAGUAUCGUUUUGUUGACCAGGGAAGCAAUCUUCGUGGUAAGGAAUUCAAUUUGACUUUGCACUGGCAUGUCAUGCCCAAGACUGGGAAAAUGUUCGCUGACAAACUAGUCAUGCCUGGAUACCGCUUGCCUGAGGAAUAUAGAUGAACAGAAUAGUGUUUUUGAUGUACUUUGUAGCUGUAACUUGAGCGGUUUUAAUAUGGAAUGAUUAAGUUCAGGAGAAUUAAAAAAGAAAACCUAGUACACAGAAACCUUCAUUAUUGGCAUAGAAAUUGAAUGCUGUUUGGAUUA
This is a messenger RNA of Ricinus communis (castor bean), 856 nucleotides long. Its product is annotated as signal peptidase complex subunit 3B. Gene Ontology annotation, biological process: protein targeting to ER. The record is from RefSeq and is a predicted model, not a curated record. NCBI's taxonomy places the organism in Eukaryota, Viridiplantae, Streptophyta, Magnoliopsida, Malpighiales, Euphorbiaceae. The transcript has 6 exons. The coding region runs from base 209 to 712 and encodes 167 amino acids. Gene Ontology annotation, cellular component: membrane; signal peptidase complex.